Cercospora beticola is the source of this 1212-nucleotide messenger RNA. RefSeq lists its product as uncharacterized. Lineage: Eukaryota; Fungi; Ascomycota; Dothideomycetes; Mycosphaerellales; Mycosphaerellaceae. The record is from RefSeq and is a predicted model, not a curated record.
UGCACUUUCAACAUUUGCCUGUGACUCGCUGCUGCCUGACAUGAACCCAAGCCGGUAGUAGUGGUGAAAAGGGAGUCUGUGAGACCAGAAACAGCAACAUCCACGACAUCCACCUCGACAAUCGCCGCCAUGUCCAAGGUCGCUCCAAGCGCACGAACGUGGACACUUCGGUUCAAGAACCACACCAGCACCAUCCUGCUCGAAGUCGACCCACUGCAGAGCCUCUCUGAUGUUCGAGCGGAGCUCCUUCAUGCCCUCGUCGAAACGUCACCUGGCGGCAAGCUCAAUGGACAAGAAAUACCUCAGAAUGCUAAGCACAUCAAACUCGGGAUCGCCAACGAUCGCAACGAUCUCAGCAAAGGCUACUCUUCAGUUGUUGGCGAGCUCGAGGAGGCCAGCGACACUGGCAAGGGCAAGGGGAAGGCACCGGUAGGCAGCGCCAAAGCCGACUCGCUCAAGGAUUGCCCACAGGGCGUUGGCAUGAAAAAUGGCGAUGUCGUCGCAUUCAAGUUCGUUGGCAACGGAGGCAUUGCAGAUGAGUCCACCGAAGAUAUAAUCGAAGAGUGGGAUGUCAUUGUGCCGACUAUCGAGGACACCUACAAGGAGGACGAUGAGGGGCUAGCCAUGGACGAAGGGUGAGGUGUCAAUCGCCUCGAGACACUCUCAGCUGUGCCUCCUGGUUCUGUCACCCGAAAAGGGAGCCAAGAUAUGUUGAGGAUGGAUACAUGGAUACCAUCAUACCACAUGUCGUGCUUGCAAUCUUAGUCGCACGGCGUAAAGGCGUAGCACAGACCGCCAUGACCCAAGAUCACAACAACGGAAAGCCGCAGCACGCUUGACCUCUUCGAGAGCGUGUUCAACGUCGGCUUAGGCUUUGAAGAAGUCUAUUGGCCCAAAUACACGCCGAGAACGACACGCAUCCGCUGUCAGAACGAUAAACGUGGUUCCUGAGUAUAUCUCAACCUCAGCAACCGGGUUCGAAGGGGAAAUGGGCUUGCAAGGCCAUUGAGAUAUGAAGCUGUCAAAUACUGGCCACAAAUCGACAGAUGCUCUGUCACACCAUCUGUUCUUGAGUUUGCUUGUGGUUGUUUGCUUUACAAAGACACUGACUGGUUUCUUUGGCGAGCUCAGCGUCAAUAAACUACCAAUAGGAGGCGGUCAUCAAUCGUCCUCGACUACAAUUGCUCCUGCAGCACGGAAGCCGUCGCCAUG